UGUUCAAUGUGAAAAUCAUAAAGUCGGCAGCUGGGAAGACUAGAAAUGUUGUGUGCUAGAAAACGGAGAGACUUUGUGGAGGAUAUACACAUUAAGUUAACUGUCACCGUUUACUUUUCUAAUGCCGACUAUCGGUAGUUCUUCUUCUUCUUCUUCUUCUUCUUCUUCACACGCUGUCGCCAUCGUCACCAUCUCAUGCGACAGUACCUCCUCUGAUGCCACCAAUACCGACAACAACAACAACAACAACAACAACAACGACAGCAACAACAAUAUUGAAAACAGAACCAGUGUCUCCCGUGCUCCAUCAGUGCUUCCAGAAUCACCUGUAUUACCACUAGCCCCGCGAACAACCCUAUCAUCGCCACCACCGCUGACCCUGCAGCUUUCCAGCAUCACCAUCAACUCCACUACCGCCAACACCAACACCGCUAUCGUAUCUGUUACUAUCUUCUCUAGUAGUACCACCACUAUUACCACAACUACCAACAUCACAGGCAACUACAACGAUAACAACCUCACUUCUACCACCAUCUUUACCGCAACUACCAACACCUUUUCUGUCGCCUUCACUGACAACAGCACCACUUCCAACACCAACACCAACACCAACACUGCCACCGCCUCUAUCAUCUUCACUAUUAAUACAAGCAUCAUGACUUCGGCAAGCAUCUCUGUUCCGGUUAGGUUGAUCGCUGUGAUCACAAUUGCUGUGAUACAAUUUCUGGUCGCAGUGGGGACUGCAUCGGCCCAGGAUCUGUAUGAAGGGGCUACACAGCAGUUACCUUCUGCAUCAGCAUCUUUUGACUCGGUUGACAACAGAACAGAAGAAGAAGCAGCGACCCUGCUGGUUCCAUUACCACAAGAAAACUCCACGUUAGUUACUACCGACCAACCAGAACACACAGACGUCACAAUUUUAGAUGAAUCCAUUUUAACGACACAGCUUCAAGAAAUAUCCUCUGUCUCACAAAGAAGCCAACCAGCUGAUAUUCAUACUCGUGAAAAUAACGAGAAGAAAAGCAUUGACAAAAAUGGUCGGGUUACGGAUAUUACCCAGAAGAGAAUUGUCGUUGACAAAAGCGAUAGUAAGAUCGUUGUACAAGCAGACAGAGAUGUAGCUGUCGCCAAAAAUGACAGUUUUAUAGAGGGACUUGUUAGUGACGAUCAUGGCGGCGGUGGUGGUGGUGAUGGUAUUCUUAUGAAGGAAAGGAUUUCAAAGAGUACAAAGGUAGAAGAACCAAUAAUUUUCAAAAGCGAUCUGGAUAUUUUACAACAGCAAUUAAAGCGACAAAACCAAGAACUCGCUGAUCUUCGGAUGCGUCUUUCUGAAAGUGACAUCGCUUUAAUUGAUAUAGAAACGAAGUUCUACAAAUACUUACAAACGGAAAGGUUGGUGUCAGACGGCACGGAACACGAUAGGAAUAUUUUAAAGCAACGACUCUCUAAUCAAGAUACCAAACUGAAGCAAAUACCGAGCUUGUUCGAUUGUCAAAACAGUUUUCCUAAGAAAACUGACUUCGAUAUUUUUCGAAAUCAAGUGGAAGAUAACUUGAAGUCGAUAUUAAAAGAAUUGGAUUAUCUUCGAGCCUGGCGUCAAGAUUAUUUGAAACAAACAACAGAGUUAGCUGCGACUGAAACUUUUGAAAAUACUUUUCAGUCUGCCUCCGUGCCCAGUGAACAAUCUGAAAGGGACAAAUUCAAAGAGAUUAAGGAUAACAGUUCUAUGGAUUUACAAAAAAAUACGAGCAAAGUUUUCGAGAACUUAAGUUUGGAAAAUAACUCAAUAUCGAAACAUACGUUCGGAGCACAUCUGAAACAUGAUUUCUCAAACAUAACGUCACAAACAGACGACAUUACUGCGUCUACAGGAACUUUUAAUAUCACUGAAGACAAGGAAAUUGAAGAAUUUGUGUACCUCGAAAAGCUAUUACAGGAAAUAAACCAAAAAGUAGAUACUUCACACACACGCCUUGAUAACUUGGAAGAAAACAUGAUGCUAUCUAUGGAGAAUGUUUCACAAAUAUUAAGCUUAUCACAAGAAUUUUUAAACGGAAAUAUUACGUUUCUCCAAUUUCAGAUUAACCAAAUUUUUGCUCGACUUGAAUCAAAACAAAAUCAGUCUGAAAUUAAUAUUUAUUAUGAAGAGCUUAAACCAAAUUUUACUAGACUUAUUAAUGAAGUUUAUGAGGAACUGAAGACAGGAAACACCAUCGAGCGAGGUUACAAUGACACGGCAGAUACCUAUGUUUUACCUUUAAAAAACAGUUCUAAAGUUGUUGAAAACGUAAGCAGACCAUUGGACUAUACCAUUAAUGCAAGCUUGAAUUUUACCAAUAUUUCUCAAAUAAAUGGAGAAGAAGCAUACAGCGAUUUCUCUUCUGAAUUGAUUAGUGUUAAGCAAAAUUUUACUGAACUUUACCGCAAGGUUGAAAAUGUUGGUUCCAACUAUGCUGGUGUUUCUCAACGCCUAGAUCGUUUUUCCCGCCAGUUGUCUUCCAUUAUGACACGGCUUGAACAGGAUACGGAUCACCAGAAUGGAUUAUCUUUGAAUAAAUUAUCACUCAAAAGUAAAAGCGUUUCGAGUCACUUAGAUGUUUUAAACGAAGAUUAUAAGAAAGAUGUAGGAAACUUGGAUUCUAAACAAAGUACUGGAUUGAAAUCAAAUGAAAGUUUCUUCCAAAGUACAGAGUAUUUACAAUCGACAUAUUUUCCCAAUACGUCAACAACUUUCCAAAAUAAAACCGAAGAUAAACUAUUCAAAUGGAUAUCUAAAAAUUUCUUUAGAAAUAUAACUUCUGAUGAGUUUUUAACACUUUCGGAUAUUUCUGAGACAAGUAAGACAGGCGAAAAUGCUUUGUGUUAUAAUUUCUCAGAUAUAAACGAUUCAAAUUCUGAAGUGUCAAUAUUGAAAACCUUUUUGGAACAUUUAGGAUCUAUGUUAAUAGAAGUUAAAAACCAUUUAAAUAUAAUGUGUUCUGAAACGAACCGAACAUCGGAUCGUUCCGGGAAAGAAACGACGAUAAAUUCUUCUAGUGUUGAAAGCGAAACAUUUUACGAGAAUAUUUCAGAAAAUUCAACAACUUCUGAGAACAUUACUUUUCCAGACGACUAUUUUGACACUCGAGGGAACUCUACGUUUUUGUCGUCUAUUAAAAGUACCCAUGGAGGAAUAAAACACAAUAUAAAUAAAAAUCAUUCUGCACUCCAUAAUUCUACUUUGCAUAGCUUUGAAGAAGUAGAAGGAAAAGAAAACAAAACCGUCGUGGAAUUGGAGCAAUAUAUGUUUUCUUUAGAUGAUAUGGAAAAUGAAACUUUACCUGGACAUAAUUUUUCUGGAGUACCUCAUUCAAAACAUUUGGAACGUAUCUACUUUGAAAUUAAAACCCUUAGUUUAAGGAUUGACGUACUUGAAAAUAAACUUCUUUUGUCGAAUAAGGAGCCUUUUACAGACAUGGAAGCAAACGAAACUAUUCCUUUUGCUCAAAGCGAAUACAGAGGGUCAGGAUCUUUAGAUUCAGAGCUUACUGAGGACCAUGAUGUUUUACAAAACUUAAUUUCUAACCUAACUCAAAUUCAGAAACGCUUCGAAUGCUUAAAUUCAAAUGUGCAGCUCCAAGAAAAGCAAUUGUCAAGUGUGAAAAUGAAUAUGUUUAAAUUAAACGAGAGAGUUGAGCAUUUCACUCAGGAAAAUUCAGGACGACAGACCGAAAGCAUUAUGUUGGCUGUUGAAAACACUAAAGAUGAUAUAAGUAAACUUAUUGAAGAUAUGUCCGAAAUAUCACACCAGGUUUCAUCAUUUUCAGAGCUGAAUUUAACUGAUACUCUUAGAAAUGUACAGUGCCAUUUAGAAGAACAUCAAACAGAGAUAAGGAAUCUGAAAGAAGUAAUGGAAUACCAAAAUGAAAAUAAAUCGAUGGUUUUCUGGAAACGGCAACCUGUUGAGGAAAAAAUAUUAUACGUUGGUGUCCAGGAGCAUAAACGACAAAAGGAUUUGAACAAAACAAUUGGUAAGAAUU
Messenger RNA from Octopus sinensis (East Asian common octopus), 4019 nucleotides. Its product is annotated as phosphatidylinositol 3-kinase 2-like. The record is from RefSeq and is a predicted model, not a curated record. The annotation marks the transcript as partial. The transcript has 2 exons. Lineage: Eukaryota; Metazoa; Mollusca; Cephalopoda; Octopoda; Octopodidae.